Molecule: messenger RNA, 2942 nt
Organism: Xenopus tropicalis (tropical clawed frog)
Lineage: Eukaryota; Metazoa; Chordata; Amphibia; Anura; Pipidae
Gene: hsp70
Product: heat shock 70kDa protein
Molecular function (GO): ATP hydrolysis activity; ATP binding
Source: RefSeq, marked validated
CAGCUGCACAUAUACAAGCGGAAAGUGUGAAGAAACUCUAAGGAGCAGAAACAUGGCAUCCAAAGGAGUCGCAGUUGGCAUUGAUCUCGGCACUACCUACUCCUGCGUUGGUGUUUUCCAGCAUGGUAAAGUAGAGAUCAUCGCUAAUGACCAAGGGAAUCGCACCACUCCUAGCUAUGUGGCUUUCACAGAUACAGAAAGGUUGAUUGGUGAUGCAGCCAAGAAUCAAGUGGCAAUGAAUCCCCAGAAUACAGUCUUUGAUGCUAAGAGACUUAUAGGAAGAAAGUUUAAUGAUCCCGUGCUUCAGACAGACCUGAAGCACUGGCCGUUCCAAGUGGUAAGCGAUCAUGGGAAGCCAAAGGUUAAAGUGGAGUUUAAAGGAGAGGAGAAAAACUUCUUUCCCGAGGAGAUCUCAUCUAUGGUGCUUAUAAAGAUGAAAGAGACAGCAGAAGCUUACCUGGGCCACCCUGUUACCAAUGCUGUUAUUACUGUGCCAGCCUACUUUAAUGAUUCUCAGAGACAGGCCACAAAGGAUGCUGGUGUCAUUGCAGGACUAAAUGUUUUGAGAAUCAUCAAUGAGCCUACAGCAGCUGCUAUUGCUUAUGGCCUAGAUAAAGGAACCAGAGGAGAGCGCAAUGUUCUUAUCUUUGAUUUGGGAGGUGGAACAUUCGAUGUCUCCAUCCUUACUAUAGAUGAUGGCAUCUUUGAAGUUAAGGCAACAGCAGGUGACACACAUCUAGGUGGAGAAGACUUUGACAAUCGUAUGGUCAAUCAUUUUAUGGAGGAAUUCAAGCGAAAACACAAGAAGGAUAUCAGCCAGAACAAAAGAGCUCUAAGGAGGCUGAGGACAGCCUGUGAGCGAGCCAAGCGCACCCUGUCAUCCAGUAGCCAGGCAAGCAUUGAAAUUGACUCCCUGUUUGAAGGUAUUGACUUCUACACAUCCAUCACCAGGGCCCGCUUUGAAGAACUGUGCUCUGACCUCUUCAGGGGUACAUUGGAACCUGUGGAAAAGGCUCUGAGAGACGCCAAGUUGGACAAAUCACAGAUAGAUGAGAUUGUCCUUGUGGGAGGUUCCACACGCAUUCCUAAAGUGCAAAAAUUGCUUCAAGACUUCUUUAAUGGCAGAGAGCUAAACAAGAGCAUAAAUCCUGAUGAAGCUGUGGCAUAUGGAGCUGCUGUACAGGCUGCCAUCCUAAUGGGUGACAAAUCAGAGAAUGUGCAAGACUUACUUCUGCUGGAUGUUGCACCUUUAUCACUGGGCUUGGAGACAGCAGGAGGAGUAAUGACUGUGCUUAUCAAACGAAACACAACUAUCCCAACCAAGCAGACACAGACCUUUACAACAUACUCUGACAAUCAGCCUGGUGUACUUAUCCAGGUGUUUGAGGGAGAGAGGGCUAUGACCAAAGACAAUAAUCUUUUGGGGAAGUUUGAGUUAAGUGGAAUUCCCCCUGCUCCUAGAGGAGUUCCUCAGAUUGAAGUCACCUUUGACAUUGAUGCUAAUGGCAUACUAAAUGUUUCUGCUGUGGAAAAGAGCUCUGGCAAACAGAAUAAGAUUACAAUUACAAAUGACAAAGGGCGGCUGAGUAAAGAGGACAUUGAAAAGAUGGUACAGGAGGCAGAAAGGUACAAGGCUGAUGAUGAUGCUCAAAGAGAAAAGAUUGAUGCCAAAAACUCACUAGAAUCUUAUGCCUUUAACUUAAAAAGCAUGGUAGAAGAUGAAAAUAUGAAGGGCAAAAUCAGUGAAGGAGACAAAAGAAUUAUUUCAGAGAAAUGCACACAGAUAAUUUCCUGGCUUGAAAACAACCAGCUGGCAGAGAAAGACGAGUAUGCCUUCCAGCAAAAAGAACUAGAGAGGGUAUGCCAACCUAUUAUUACAAAACUGUAUCAAGGCAGUAUGCCAGGAAGCAUGCCAGGUUCUAGCUGUGGUGCUCAGGCCCGACAAGGUGGCAGCUCUGGACCCACUAUUGAAGAAGUUGAUUAAGAACUUGCUAAGUGAAUACUAUUUUUUUAAUACAUUACUACUGUUAAUUAAUUAUUGCAAAAUAUUGGAUGAUAUCUGUUGCAAUUAUGACAACUGAAAUCUUCUGUUGCAUGUAGUAUGUGCAUUAGCAAUGCAACUCCUUUUUUAUCUCAGUGUAAAGUAAUAAGUAUUCUUAUAUAUAACACAGUAUGCAAUACCAACAUAGUUAGUCAACAAAAUAAUCUGUAUGAUUUUGUCUGUACUGUAUUAUGUCAUUAUAUAGUUUAAUUUUGUUUUUAAGAAACACCUUUCAUCCACAAAUUACAUUUUAAAGGUAUUAAAGCAGACAUUUAAUUUCAGGAAAAGUACUGCAUUGUUCCUUUUGUAAAGCUGAACAUUUAAAAUUGUUUUCAUAUAAUUGCGUGUAUUUUGCUUGUAAUUUUGUUAAUAUACUGUGUCUUUUUGGUGAUUUUUAUAUAUUGUUGCUUAAUGUACAGUAUCAUAUUAGUGUAAACUGUGUUUUACAUUUUAAUGAAUAAAAAUAAACACAUUUAAGCAGUUUAACCUCUUGUUUAAUUCAUCUUUAUUCUACCUUGCUUGAUGUGUCAUUUUGAGUAAAGUGUCAUAAUUCUCAGUCACUUGUAUAUCAUAUUAGCAAAAUUUAAUAGCUGUGAUAAACAUUUUACUUGUAUUUUUCUGUCUUUCUGCUUAUUCCCACAGCCACUUCCUACUCUACAAUCAUCUGCUGGUACUGCAGUUUCAGAACUUACACAUUUGCCUGUCACUUGCAAAUGCUAUUUAAAACAAAUAUGUUAUAAGGCUGCAUUGUGUGCAUUUGCAGUGUAAUCAAGUGAUGCAGCACUGUUAAUUGUAUAAAAAGAAAAACAGUAUGUUAGCAUAAAUAUGUAUUUUUGUCAUUAAAGGUGACUUGUCGCUCAGACAUAAAAAGCUGUAUAAUAAAACUCCUGUUCAAAUUAAA